Messenger RNA from Closterium sp. NIES-65, 588 nucleotides. The record is from the annotation of a GenBank genome assembly. NCBI's taxonomy places the organism in Eukaryota, Viridiplantae, Streptophyta, Zygnematophyceae, Desmidiales, Closteriaceae.
AUGGCUCGUACCAAGCAGACCGCUCGUAAGUCAACAGGAGGUAAGGCUCCUCGCAAGCAACUCGCCACCAAGGCUGCCAGGAAGUCAGCUCCCGCCACUGGCGGCGUGAAGAAACCUCACCGCUACCGUCCCGGAACCGUGGCGCUUCGUGAGAUCCGCAAGUACCAGAAGUCGACGGAGCUUUUGAUUCGCAAGCUCCCCUUCCAGCGGCUAGUGCGUGAAAUUGCUCAGGACUUCAAGACAGACCUGAGGUUUCAGAGUUCCGCGGUGAUGGCUCUGCAGGAGGCAGCUGAGGCUUACCUUCUAAACAUUGCAAACUCCAAGAAAGAGACGGAGAAGUACACAACCGCGCUCGUCACCUGUGGCUGCGACAUUGAUGCCAUCGUAGCACUUCUCUGCCUCGAUGUGCAGGCUCUCUCACAAGCAGCAGUAUCCCUCACACACCACCACCUCUCUACUGCUGCUGACCCUGACGCCCUUGUGUUACACCUCGCCCACUCCUGUCCCCACACGAACCAUGCUUGUACAGGUGCCCAGCACCAUGGGUCGUGGCCUGACAGGAGUGGAUUGAAAUGUUCCACCUCCUAG